Raphanus sativus (radish) is the source of this 1047-nucleotide messenger RNA. RefSeq lists its product as uncharacterized. NCBI's taxonomy places the organism in Eukaryota, Viridiplantae, Streptophyta, Magnoliopsida, Brassicales, Brassicaceae. Gene Ontology annotation, molecular function: DNA binding; peptidyl-prolyl cis-trans isomerase activity. The record is from RefSeq and is a predicted model, not a curated record. Gene Ontology annotation, biological process: rRNA processing. The transcript is spliced from 5 exons.
GCUGAAAGGGAGAGUGUCUGGUCUUCUGCUACUCACCUUGUAAAUAUUCUUGAUAGUCCCACUUUUCAUGAUCAUUUUGUUUCGCUCCUUCGAUAUUGUUAUCCGGAUUUUGUAGUUGAGGUUGUAAGUAGAUGGGGAAAGACGCAAAAGGUGGUGGAGGGAAGGGUAAGGGAAAGCAAGCAAGUGGUGGAAGUGAUGAAGCUUCUGCCUCUAAGGGUAAAGGCAAAGCUGGCAAAGCCGCUGAUGGUCUCGGAACAUGCACUUAUGUUAAAGCGAGACACGUUUUGUGCGAAAAGCAAGGAAAGAUCAACGAGGCUUACAAAAAGUUGCAGGAUGGUUAGUUGAGCAACCGAGACAAGGUUCCUCCUGCUGAGUUUGCAAAGAUUGCAGCAGAGUACUCGGAGUGCCCAUCAGGGAAAAAAGGAGGAGAUCUUGGAUGGUUCCCUAGAGGAAAGAUGGCAGGUCCCUUCCAAGAUGUCGCCUUCAACACUCCUGUUGGCGUCACCAGUGCCCCCUUCAAAUCUACGCACGGAUACCAUAUCAUCCUGUCUGAAGGAAGAAAGAACUGACAGAUCACAUAUCUGCUCUGCUCUGCUCUGCUCUGCUCUUGUGGAAGUCACUUACUAGUUGGUCACUGUAAUCUAUAUACAAAAGUCUGAUUCUCAGUAAGCUAUUAUAAUAUAUUCACACCAGUAACAUGGACCAUGAACAACAGUGUGUAGCUGGAGGUUAUUGGCUUUGGGAAUAUCUUCCCGAUCGUAAGAAAAGUAUGGUUUAUAUGUCCUACCAGUUGCGGAAUCUCUGAAAGAAAUAUACCAGUUCCGGAAUCUCUGAAAGAAAUAUAUUAAUAUAAUAUGAAAGGUAAAAAAAUAAAACGAACGCGUAGGAAUGUGAACACAAGUGUGUAAAUGGGUAAAGACUACAGAGAAAAAAAAGGAGGGUUGGAGUUGGAGGUCGUUGAAUUGUUAGUGUGAAUCUAACAACACGCAUAUAAAAGUGAUUAUAAAGUGCACAUAUAAUUGCGCAACUCCCCAAUCCUCCAUCCAC